GACUGUAUCAAACUAUAAGAUUCUCCUCGUUUGAUGCUCUUCUUCUAGUCUCUCUGGCGAGUUUUCUCUUGGAAGAAUCCAAAAAAAAAAAUAAAACAAACAAAAAAUGGUUACAUCCAAUGAGAACAACAUCGUAGUCGAAGCUACUACAACGUCGGUUCUUCAAGAUGAAACGACAAGUAGAAAAUUCGGACAAGAGAUGAAGAGAGAGAAGAGAAGAGUGUUGGGUGUGAUUAAUCAGAAUGUGGCUGGUGCAAGAGGUUAUCCUUGUGUUGUCAACAAGGGAGAAAGCUUAUCUAAGCAAGAAGAAGGAUGCCACAAAGAGAAGCUUCAUCAUCCUCUGAGAUCCUCAGUUACAAGAUCUAGAGUUGAAGAGCCCUCCUUGGAGGCGAAGAAGCUGAAGCCAUCAGUUCCAAGUGAAAACGAUUUCGGUGACUGUAUAUUCGUUGAUGAAGAAGAAGAAGCUACAUUGGACCAUCCAAUGGCUCUGGAGAAGCCAUACACCGAAGCUGAUCCAAUGGAGGAGGAUGUAAAAGUGAAAGAAGAACCAAUCUUUGAUAUAGAUGUCUCUGAUGCCAAGAACUCGCUUGCAGCUGUUGAGUAUGUCCAAGAUCUAUACGCAUUUUACCGCACAACGGAGAGGUUUAGCUGUGUUCCAGUAGAUUAUAUGAUGCAACAGAUCGACUUAAACGAGAAGAUGAGAGCUAUACUAAUCGACUGGUUAAUCGAGGUGCAUGACAAGUUUGAUCUGAUGAACGAGACACUGUUUUUGACAGUGAAUCUGAUAGAUAGAUUCUUGUCCAAGAAAGCUGUUAUGAGAAAGAAGCUUCAGCUUGUAGGGUUAGUGGCGCUGCUCUUAGCCUGCAAGUACGAAGAGGUCUCGGUUCCUGUUGUUCAAGAUUUAGUACUCAUUUCAGACAAGGCUUAUACGAGGAACGAUGUUCUAGACAUGGAGAAAACAAUGUUGAGCACUUUGCAAUUCAAUGUCUCGUUGCCUACGCAAUACCCAUUCUUGAAAAGAUUCCUUAAGGCAGCUCAAGCAGACAAGAGGUGUGAGAUGUUGGCAUCGUUCUUGAUCGAGCUUGCACUUGUGGAGUACGACAUGCUUCGCUUUGCACCGUCAUUACUAGCUGCCGCAGCUGUGUACACUGCUCAAUGUACAGUUGGUGGUGGCUUCAGGCAUUGGAGCAGUACAUGUGAAUACCACUCUCAUUACUCUGAAGAUCAACUCAUGGAAUGUUGUAGGAAGAUGGUGAGUCUUCAUCAGAAGGCGGCGACGGGGAAGUUGACAGGAGUAUAUAGGAAGUAUAACACAUCCAAGUUUGGUUACAUAGCAAAAUGUGAAGCUGCACACUUUCUUGUGUCUGCCUGAUGAGUGAUUGAGCCAAAAUGACAACAAUAACUAGUUUGUACAGCUCCUGGUUGUCGUAGUUUCUGAUUUCCUUUGAGACCAAAAGUAACACACGAAAAGAAGAUGCAAAAAAGUCCAAAUUGUCUGAAGAUUGAUUGAUUGAUGAACUUUUGGAUGAUUCUGUUAGUCACUAUAAAUUGUAACUGUUCCGAGCAGUGAAUAAUAUGAUGAUGAUACAGGUCAUUCUUUGCUUGAGUUGCUCUUUUUCUAUUGAGCAAAAGGAAACAAGAACUGUUAGCAGAUAUGUUUUGUUCGAUCAAUGCCAAAAGAUAUUUCAUCAAUUCGAGUUUUUUUUGUUAAACGCAAAUUGUGGAUGCCUUGCCCCGAACAUAAACUUUUAAAUAUUCAUUAAACAAAAACUGAUUGGGAAUUUAUUACGAGUGGAUGUUCGCUUUAUUCGGUUGGAACUUUUUUUUUGCUAAAUUUAUUCGAUUGGAUU
This is a messenger RNA of Raphanus sativus (radish), 1850 nucleotides long. RefSeq names its product cyclin-B2-1-like. Gene Ontology annotation, biological process: regulation of cyclin-dependent protein serine/threonine kinase activity; mitotic cell cycle phase transition. Gene Ontology annotation, molecular function: cyclin-dependent protein serine/threonine kinase regulator activity. The record is from RefSeq and is a predicted model, not a curated record. Gene Ontology annotation, cellular component: nucleus; cytoplasm; centrosome. NCBI's taxonomy places the organism in Eukaryota, Viridiplantae, Streptophyta, Magnoliopsida, Brassicales, Brassicaceae. The transcript has 10 exons. The coding region runs from base 107 to 1372 and encodes 421 amino acids.